CGCCCGGUUAGUGUUUUGUUUUGCCUGUUCCAAGGCAGAGUUGACGUGGGUAAAGUGUUAUUUUUCAGUGAAAAACUUCGGUAUUUCGAUUUCGAGGUGUUUAAUCAGCGUUUUUAGCCUAACUUUAUGUGGGUGUUUUUCGUCGAGUUUUAGUGAUGAUCAAAAGUAAGGAAAGAAGGCAGUUAUAAUACGGCGUUUCUUAAAAAAAAAUGACAUAGCCAUGGAAAACAUAAAACUAUCGACGGUCAUAGUGCUGAUAUGCGCGGUGACGGCCCUCUGCUUCCCGAGCAAGCCGCUCAACGAACGCUCGCCCGAGCUGGCCUGGCAAGCCUGGCUGCUGGUCGAGGACCAGAACCAGAACGCCAGGCAGACCGAGGGCGACAACGCGCCGCGGCGCAGGAUCACGCCCAAGAGCGUCUUCAUAGCGCCCACCUUCAGCCCCGAGAAGCUGCCGCCCUGCGCCGAGGGCUACGCCAGCGACCCCAUGGGCCGCUGCAUGAAGAUCUUCAAGGUCGACGAGGACGCGCACCUGGACUUUCUGCUGCAGAAAAUCAAGGACCAGUUCGGGGACGAGAACGCGGCCGACUACGAUUACGAGGACGAGGAGAACACGCCUGGACCCUUUCAGGUGAACAUUCCUCUGGGCGAGGAAGACGACUCGAAGAUCAGUGAGGAAGAAACGGAUAUGGCGAUUGUGGUCGCUCCGACCAACAUUAAUUUCAACGAAGAUUCCAUUUUGAAAUUUGAAAGCAAACGACAAAACAAAGUUGACAGUACCACCACUACAACGCAAAAAGCAACUGAAAAAAUCGACAACGUCAACAAAAAUCUCGACUUGACCACAAACAAAAUCGAUUCCUUUCCAAUAAUUGAUGUUACAUCGAAAAUUGACGUCACGUCAAAAACAGAUGUAACAUCAAAUUUGGAGGACGUUACAUCCACUGCUACUAUGGAAACGACCACAGAACUCUCAUUAGAAGACAAUCAGGAAACCACCACUGAUUAUGUAACGGAAGUUGUAACAACGGAGAGUGUUACAAGUAGCGAAGUGGACGGCGUUACGAGCACUGUAACGCCAGAAAACGCAACAAUGACUGAAAGCACAGAUGAUUCAAUUAACACUACUAUUAUUGUUAGUACGCCAAACGACGCUACAAGUGUAACAGAGGAAGUUACAACAUCAUCGCCGAAAAUAGUCGAUGAUGUUACAACGAAAGGGUUCCGCAUAAAAUUUCCGGAGGAUUUGCAGCUACCGGAAGCGUCAAAUCGGUUUGUGAGGUUCCCUGACACACCAGCAAGUUUACCUUUACAUCAAACAAGGGACUUAUCGAGCCAGGUCAACACUUACUACCCCAGCCCUGUUCUGGUGCCCCCGCAACAGGACGCCCCUGCACACCAAGAACCCCGGGCGAUCAGGGAGCACCCCAAUCACAGGUCGAGGGAUAGAAGUCUAUUUCAGUUUCCCACCAAAUGGGAUGCGAACAGUAAACCGAUCGUGUUCAGAUUCUCCCGAAAAAAUUCGUACGUUGACACCAGUCAGUUCAAGCAGCCCGAUUUUUACCGAGCACUGCCCUCGUCCGACCUAUCGUAUAUAUUCGGGUUUAAAAACCGACGGCACCCGAGCCAUAGGUGAAAAAAUAUAACUAUUCGUAAUGUAAAUAUAGUAGAAUAGGAAUGAUCAGUCAGUACAAUAUUUUAUUUAACUUUAAAGUAUUUUAGGUUUUUAAGUUUUCUUUAAGUCCAAAAACCACAAAACAUCACAGAAAAUAUAGUGCUAAUAAAACGCACUGUAUGUAUAGGUACUAGACUGGG
This is a messenger RNA of Brassicogethes aeneus, 1812 nucleotides long. The record is from the annotation of a GenBank genome assembly. NCBI's taxonomy places the organism in Eukaryota, Metazoa, Arthropoda, Insecta, Coleoptera, Nitidulidae.